AUGGAGGAGACAACCAGGGCUGACCCAUUCCACUGCCACGGGAGCACCAACACUAAGAAAUGGGGAGUUUUGGGGCACUUCUGUCUGCCCUGGGACAGGAGGGCUGCGGGGUGGCCCUGCUGCAGGACCGCGUCACGCAGGACGAGGUGGCAGCGGCUGGCACGGCACCGUAAGAUCGUGGAGCCUGAAGUGGUUGGAGAAAGCGAUUCUGAGGUGGAGGGCGAAGCGUGGCGCCUAGAGCGAGAGGACACCAGCGAGGAGGAGGAGGAGGAGAUCGACGAUGAGGAGAUCGAGCGUCGGCGUGGGAUGAUGCGCCAGCGAGCACAGGAGAGGAAAACCGAGGAGCUGGAGGUGAUGGAGCUGGAAGACGAGGGCAGAUCUGGAGAAGAGUCCGAGUCAGAGUCUGAGUACGAGGAGUACACAGACAGCGAGGAUGAAAUGGAGCCGCGGCUCAAACCUGUCUUCAUCCGCAAGAAGGACCGAAUCACAGUUCAGGAGCGAGAAGCAGAGGCUUUGAAGCAGAAAGAGCUGGAGCAGGAAGCAAAGAGACUGGCAGAGGAGAGGCGCAAAUACACGCUCAAGAUCGUGGAGGAGGAAGCGAAGAAGGAGCUGGAGGAGAACAAACGCUCGCUGGCAGCACUGGAUGCUCUUGACACUGAUGAUGAGAAUGACGAGGAGGAGUAUGAGGCCUGGAAAGUACGUGAGCUGAAGCGCAUCAAACGGGACCGCGAAGAACGAGAAGCCAUGGAAAAGGAGAAGGCGGAGAUCGAGCGGAUGCGGAACCUGACAGAGGAGGAGCGCCGUGCUGAGCUGCGGGCCAACGGCAAGGUCAUCACCAACAAGGCUGUGAAGGGCAAAUACAAGUUCCUGCAGAAGUACUACCACCGCGGCGCCUUCUUCAUGGAUGAAGACGAGGAGGUGUACAAGCGGGACUUCAGUGCCCCGACCCUCGAGGACCACUUCAACAAGACCAUCCUGCCCAAAGUCAUGCAGGUCAAGAACUUCGGGCGCUCGGGGCGGACGAAGUACACGCACUUGGUAGACCAGGACACCACCUCGUUUGACUCUGCCUGGGGCCAGGAGAGUGCACAGAACACCAAGUUCUUCAAACAGAAGGCAGCAGGUGUGCGGGACGUCUUUGAGCGACCCUCGGCCAAGAAGCGAAAAACGACCUAAGGAGGUACGCGGGAGGCGUCCCGUGGCUGACCGCCGGGCAGGAAGGUGCUGCCGUGCCAGCUGCCUGAGAGCCUGAGCAGGAACAGAGGGGACAAAACACCUCCAGGACUCGGGGCGUGGCACACUCUUCCUGUGCCCCUGCACAUCCUCCCCAUCAGCACGGCGGCACGAUCCGCCUGCGCCGCGCAGACACGGCGUUCUCCAUGCCUGGCUCUCGCAGAGGCUGCUGCCCACGCGAGCUGCCCAGCCCCGGCUGUGUCACCGCCCCACCGCCCUGAAAGAGCCUCGGCAGCGCCAGGCACGGCUGUGCAGGAGCGCAGCACUCCCUGCCCCCGGGUUCAGAGGAACUCGCGGACUUUUAUGUCUGUGUGCUCCGUAGUGUCUCCCUAUGCCCUGUACCUUUCCUGUUAUCAAUCAAAUCAGGCCCUCUUUUUGGUUUGGAACAGCUGUAAUGUUUCCUAACCCUGUUUCUGCGGGGCUUGGCUUUUCUACCUGUGCAGUGGAAGGGGAUUGUUUUGAUUAAAGCAAUUGUUUUCUUAAGAA
Oxyura jamaicensis (ruddy duck) is the source of this 1719-nucleotide messenger RNA. It is a transcript of the gene MFAP1, whose product is annotated as microfibril associated protein 1. The record is from RefSeq and is a predicted model, not a curated record. Gene Ontology annotation, cellular component: U2-type spliceosomal complex. The coding region runs from base 1 to 1176 and encodes 391 amino acids. Gene Ontology annotation, biological process: mRNA splicing, via spliceosome. NCBI's taxonomy places the organism in Eukaryota, Metazoa, Chordata, Aves, Anseriformes, Anatidae. The transcript has 10 exons. Gene Ontology annotation, molecular function: RNA binding.